Prorocentrum cordatum is the source of this 1875-nucleotide messenger RNA. NCBI's taxonomy places the organism in Eukaryota, Dinophyceae, Prorocentrales, Prorocentraceae. The record is from the annotation of a GenBank genome assembly.
AUGUGCGCCACGGCCAGCGACCCGCCGAGCCGCGCCCCCCCCGACGAGGGGCCCGCCGCGGCGGCGGCCCGCCCGCCGCGCUUCGCGGCCCUGGAGCGCCUGCGCCCGCCCUCGCCGCCGCGGGCCCGCGCGCCGCCCGAGCGCGCGCCGCGGCGCGGGGCCGCGGGCGGCGCCGCGGGCGAGGAGGCCGGCGGGCCACGCCGCGCGGCCGUCGGGCAGCAGGCCGGGCCGCAGGGGCCGGAGGCCCGCGCCAGGGAGCGGGCGGUGUGCCCCAUCUGCUGCGGGGACCUGGGCAGCCUGCGGGAGGAGGUCGGGGCGCUGACCUACCAGGGCAGCCGCGUCGAGCGGGACCUGUACCACGUCGGGUGCAUCACACAGAUGCUCGCGCACGGCGGCAACAUCCGGACGCAGCGGGCGCCCGGGGGUCGCGGCCGCGGCCGCGGCUUUGCGCCGUGCCAGAUCUCUUGGGGCGCGAGCCCGGUCACCAGGAAGCCUGUGGACGGCUUUGCGCCCAUGCCGCCGAUGGAGGACAGGAAGAGGUGGGCGCAGUUCCUGGACUGGUCCGGCCGGGGGCACUGCGACGUGGCGGAGCUGGCCCUCGCGGUCGGCGCCAUGCUCCCCGUCGACGAGGAGGCCAUGGAGCUGUUCAUGCGCCAGAACUUCGAGGUCUCCGACGACGGGUCGAUCGCGCUGGCGGAGCUGGAGGAGCGCAUCCUGCCCCACCUGGAGGAGCACUGCGAGGAGCUGUGCAGGAGCAGGGCGCGCGAGGCGCAGCGCCUGUCCCGUGCGCAGCACGAGCACCUCUGGCUGCGCCUCGAGCAGCGCGCCGGCGGGCAGCCGCUCCCGCUGGCCGAGGCCGUCGCGGCGGCGCAGGCCCUCUCGGGCGCGGCCGAGGAGGGGGACCCCCGCGCCAUCCACAUCGCUGCCCGGCUCCUGGAGGACCCCGAGGACGAGGUGCGGCGCGCCGCCGUCGUGCUGCUGACCCGGGCCGCCGCGCGGGGCGACCAGCAGGCGCUGGAGGCCGUGGGCGCGCGGCUGCGCAGCCGCAGCGUGGGCAGCCGCCUGGCCGCGCUGGACGCGCUGCGCCAGGUCGCCUGCGCGGGCGACCGCCGGGCGGUCGACAUGGCCUCCUUCCAGCUCGGCGACCGGGACGCCGCCGUGCGGCAGGCCGCCGUGCGGUGCCUGGCGCAGGUGGCCGAGCCCGGCUGCCAGCUGGCCACGCAGGCGCUCUGCUUCCGGCUGGAGGACCGGAGUGCGGCGGUGAGGUGCGCCGCGGUGGAGGCGCUGGCGCGGGUGUCGUCGCAUGGGGAUCCCAGUGCCGUCGCCGCGGUGUCCGCGGGGGUGGCGGACCCGGACGCUUCCGUGCGCAAGGCCGCGCUCUGCACCCUGUCGCGGCUCGUGGAGCGGCGCAACGACUGCGCCGUGGAGGCCGUGCUGGUGCAGCUCGCGGACCCCGACGGGGGCGUGCGGCGUGCGGCUGUGGAGGCGCUCUCCUGCCUCGCGGGGCGCGGCCACGAUCGGGCGCUCGCGGCGGUGACCGCCCAGCUGAUGCACCCCGAGUCGGCGGCGCGCGAGACGGCCGUGACCGCGCUCGCCGCGCUCGCCGAGGCUGGAAGCCAGUCCGCGAUGCAGCUGGCCGCGGCGCGCCUGAAGGAUGAGAGUCCCCGCGUGCGCCGUGCCGCCGUGGUGGCGCUGGGCAAGGUCGCUGCCGCUCCGCAGAAGGGGAUGCCCCCCGAGCUGCGGCGCCUGGCGGCCUGCUCGAAGGACGCCGACCCAGCCGUGCGGCAGGCUGCCGAGCAGGUCUUGCAGCAGCUCCGGAUGCCCGCCGGCGCCGCGGAGGCGUCUCCCCUGCGGAGGUUGCUGCGGCUGCGGUGA